AUGGCCACUAGAGCAAAAGACGAGGUGCCUGAAGGUGCUGUGGCCACUCCGGCUCAAGACCUUGACACAGUGACGCUUGGUCCUGGUGGUGAAACCGAUAUUGAGGCUGGCGGCGAAAAACCCCAAUCAACCAAUGAGACGGAUCCCAAUGUCGUAGGCUGGGAUGGGCCACUCGAUCCGCAGAACCCUAUGAACUGGCCAGAUUCUAAGAAAUGGCUCAAUAUCUCCCUCCUUUCCCUCCUCACCAUUGUCACGCCGUUGGGUUCAUCCAUGUUUGCUCCAGGAAUACCCAGCAUAAUGGUUGAGUUCCACAGUACUUCUUCUAUCACGGCAACGUUUCUCGUGUCCAUUUACAUCCUUGGGUUCGCUUUCGGCCCCUUGAUCGUCGCCCCCUUAAGUGAGAUAUACGGUCGUAGGCCGCUCUACAUCAUCGGCAACAUACUCUUCGCCGUAUUCACAGUCGGUACUGCGUUAAGCAAAAGCAUCGGCAUGCUGUUGGCGUUUCGUUUACUCAUGGGUCUCUCGGGGUCAGUGCCCAUUACUAUUGGGAGUGGCAGCAUCGCAGAUAUUAUGCCCGUUGAAAAGCGUGGUAGGGCCAUGUCAGCUUGGGCGCUCGGCCCAUUGCUUGGACCCAUCAUUGGUCCUGUCGCUGGUGGCUAUCUGAUCAGAGCUGCCGGGUGGCGAUGGGUUUACUGGCUGAUAUUAAUACUGUCUGGUAUCUUCAUCCCUGUGUCCGUCAUGUUCCUCCAGGAAACAUUCGCACCCGCAUUGUUGGAGCAAAAGACUCGUCGUCUCCGCAAAAAAACCGGGAACCUUGAGCUACGCAGCAAGGCAUCUGGUCGGGCCGGACCCAAGGAGCAGUUCAGGCUCGCCCUCGUCCGCCCCCUGAAGCUGCUCUUGGUUACACCGAUCGUCACGCUCAAUGCCCUGUACGUUGCAAUUACCUAUGGAAUCCUAUAUCUACUGAUUACCACCUUUUCAUUCGUCUACAAGAAUGAGUACGGGUUCGACGAGGGCAGUACCGGGCUCACGUUCAUUCCUUCCGGGCUGGGGAUGAUGAUUGGUGUUGUGGCUUUUGGACAACUUACAGACAUGAUGGUAAAACAGAACAAGGCGAAGGGAGUUGCUCAUAAGCCAGAGGUGCGACUUGCACCGGCCAUUACGGUACCCAGUGGGUUGACAUUGCCCAUUGGACUGUUUAUCUACGGUUGGACGACAGACAAGGGUGUUCACUGGAUCGUGCCCAUGCUCGGCGUGGUCAUCUUCAGUGCUGGCCUCAUGGGAAUCAUGAUGUCGGUUCAGAACUACCUGCUCGACACAUAUCCAUCAUAUGCAGCUUCGGUCACAGCAGCGUUAGCGGUCCUCCGUUCGUUGCUUGGAGCCCUACUGCCGCUCGGUGGGUUGCAAAUGUACAACUCAUUAGGGCUCGGCUGGGGAAACAGCUUGCUGGCUUUCAUCUCCCUAGCACUUGUCCCAAUCCCAGUGGUUUUCUUCAUGAGCGAACAAGAGCAGGUUGUAAUUACACUAUCUCCCCGCCGAGGCUGUGAGUUUGACUGCGACUCUACCGGUCCCAGCCAGCUUAGCGGGUUAAACCUGGGUGGCAGGGAGACCGGUUAUGCCGACCGUUUCCAGGCCACCGACCAGCAACCGCUUCAAAUCAAAACUCAUCGUUUCGCUGUCGUGGCCGCCGUUCCAUGCAUUCUGCUCGUUCUGCAAGCCAUCGUUUGGGGACCCACCGCCUUUCUCUCUUGCCUGCAAAAUAUCAACCCCGCGGCAAAUGCCGUGCUUGGUCUCCUGUACAAGUGUGUGACCGCCCCUGACGGAGGCUCAGCAAUGAUGGGUACCACCGAUGCGUCAUUGAGUGACAUUGCAGCCUCCCUCAUCUCUCAGAGAGAGCUUGACUUGGUCUCUUGCCACGUGACCCAGUCUUUGUGGGCAGGCUAUGGCCAUAUCUGCCAGGUCACUGCCGCGCGGCGCCGCGGUGGUGACCCUUCCAUCACGAACGGCGCGUCGCCAGUAUCAUUGAUUCUCAAAUACAUCUCACCACCAACGACGGCCAGUGCCCAUGACGAGGGCCACAUCCGAAAGAUACUGUCCUAUCAAGUGGAGCAGUAUUUCUACACCAGGCUAGCGCCGCAGCUGCCCGAAGACGUCGCUGUUGCCGAAUGCAUUGCCAGUAUCAACGAUGGAAAGACAACCGCGCUCGUUCUUAAGGACCUAAGGAGCCCCGAAUCUAGCUUGAGGCCCAAGAAUGCAUUUUCGGUGUCUCUAGAGAAGCGUGGCGAGCUGAAUCCGACCCAAGUCCUGGCGGCUUUAAAUUGGCUUGCUGGAUUUCAUGGCCAUUUCUGGGGCAGGAUGGAUCAGUUUCGCAGAGAGAACAUGCUGCUGCCUCCAUUGGCGGAAGCAUCGAGACAAAGGCAGCGGCGGAGCGUCAAGCCUUCCGCGGAGCCCCACGAUCGCUUCACGGUCAGCGGUGUUUGGCUAAACGGAGGUUAUACCUAUCUGGCUACGCGUCGGAAGGAGUACCUGAGCCUCUUACAUGACAAACAAUCGGAGUGGUCAGGACCCUUAUGCGAUCCAGCUCAGCCUGACGGAAUUUCCUUAGCCGAGCGAGUGGCCGAACUUCUGUCACCAGCCUCUGAUUCUGCCGAUCCAGGGCCGGUGUCUGACUAUGAGACCUUGAUCCACGGAGAUGUGAAGUCGGAAAACAUGUUUGCUUCACCCUCUGGGGAAGAGGUUGCAUUUGUCGAUUUUCAAUAUGUCGGCCUCGGCCUCGGCGUAUGCGACUUGGCGAAGCUGUUCACAUGCUCUGUCCCUGCAACGGAGUUGAUGGGAGGUACCGCAGGGGGCACGAAUAUACAAGGGCUAGAAAUGCAACCCGGCGAGAAAGCUUUGUUGCUUCAUUACAUCGACCAGCUGGAGAAGUCUUCCGGCAAGGUGUACCCUUGGGAUAUCUUUGUCCGACACUGGGAAGCAGCGCUUGUAGACUGGUUGAGGUUUCAGGCAAGCUGGGGGUUUUGGGGGAAUACGGACUGGCUGGAAGCAAGGGUCAGGCAUAUCAUCAAGACCAGUGGUUUGUAG
Neoarthrinium moseri is the source of this 3081-nucleotide messenger RNA. RefSeq lists its product as uncharacterized. The coding region runs from base 1 to 3081 and encodes 1026 amino acids. NCBI's taxonomy places the organism in Eukaryota, Fungi, Ascomycota, Sordariomycetes, Amphisphaeriales, Apiosporaceae. The transcript is spliced from 6 exons. Gene Ontology annotation, molecular function: transmembrane transporter activity. The record is from RefSeq and is a predicted model, not a curated record. Gene Ontology annotation, biological process: transmembrane transport. Gene Ontology annotation, cellular component: membrane.